CGAAGCAGCAUCACUACGAGCAUACGAUAGCAACAGUGGCAGACGUGCACCUCAGCAUCAGCAGUCGCAUCACCGCCACAUUCUCCCUCUUGCCCCGUACUCGGACGAGCGAGCAAAAGUACCGACAAGGCGAAUCGCGACAUAUCCGCCGUCAUGUCCGGCUUCCGAUACAAUGCGGGUCAGUCCACCGCCUCCUCGGGCAUGGGCCACUCCACCUCCUUUGGCUCCCUCACACCCUCGCGUCCCGCUCCGCCUGUCCCGCCGUCCAAAUCGGGCAGCAGCAGCGGCAGCAGCAGUAGCAGCAGCUCGCAGCAGAACAGCGCCUUCCUUCCGCCUUUCUCCUCCUUUGGCCCCGGCAGCAGCAGCAGCAGCAAUGGGGGAGCCGGCGGGCUCGGCUCGCUCGGCUCGUCCUCGCUGGGCAGUGGAGGCGGCGCCGGCAGCAGCAGUAGCGGAAGCAACAGCGGCUUUGGCGGCCCCGGCGUAGGGCUAGGCGCAGGCCUGGCCGGGGCGAGCGCGGCCAAGCUAGGGAAUGCCGGCAUUGGCCCUGGCGCAGGUGGCGGCUCAUACACGGGCUCUUUGCGGCCCAUCAUGAGCUCGAACAACUCCUCUUCCAGCAGCUUCGGGCCCGCAUCGAGCAACGGCAGUCUCGGCAGCUACGGCCUGAACAACGGGCCUUCUUCCGCCGGCGGCAGCACCAGCGGCUUUGGAACAGGCGGGAGCAGCAAGAUCCUCCGCAAAGGCUACGUCAGCGUCAAGGAGGACGGGAUAAGAAGCUGGAUCUGGAGCAAGAGGUGGCUCGCACUCAGAGAGCAGACGCUCACAUUUCACAAGAACGAGACAACAUACCAGCCCUCGUCGCUGAUCUUCCUCAAGGAGAUCACGAAUGUGACGCGCACUGACCUGAAGCCGUACUGCAUCGAGAUCGAGACAAAGGAUAAGACGUACUACGUCCAGCUCAAAAACGAUGAGGAGCUGUACGGCUGGAUGGACGAUGUUUACUCGCGCUCGCCGCUCAUGGGCGUCUCGUCGCCGACGAACUUUGUCCAUCAGGUGCAUGUCGGCUUUGACCCCAUCUCGGGCGCGUUCACCGGCCUGCCGGAGCAGUGGACCAAGCUGCUGACCACAAGCGCCAUCACCAAGGAGGACUACGUCAAGAACCCGCAGGCGGUGCUCGACGUCCUCGAGUUCUACACGGACAUCCAGAAGCGCGAGCGCGACGACUUUGGACUCGGCACACCCACCAUGAACCUCAAGCCCGGUGCAACAGCCGCCAGCGCCAAUAGCACGCGCUUCGGUGGCACCGGCUACGCCGGAAGCCAGCAAGCCACCACGGGCCAGGCGCAGCAGGAUUUCAGGACCGGCACCCAGACCGGCUUCGCCAGCAAGGCAUCUGGGCAGCAGCAGCAGCAUGCCGGCUCGGGAUUCUCGUCAACUCCUUCCUCAUCCGCUUGGGGGGAUGUCACACGGACAGGCUCGGCUGGGUCGAACAAUGCGAGUGGCGGCAGCGGCAGCAACUAUCGGACAGCCGAAGCGCAGCGGCGCCCGGAUCCACCGCAGCAGCAGGGCAGCACGCAAGACCGGCUCGGCGCUAGCAGCGGCAGCGGCAGUGGUGCCUCCGGCGGCUACGGCGGCAGCGGCAGCAGCAAUGCCAACAAUGGGCGCGCUUCGCCUUCCCCGAGGCCGACGAACGCGCCGGCCCCCACGCUUAAGGACAGGAGUCCCGUUGGAGGCGCCGCCAACUCGCCAUCGGACUUGUUCGCCAGCAGGCCGGCGCCCUCAGCGCCUGGCGCAUCGAGCAGCAGCAGUGGCGGCGGCACCAGCACUGGCUCCAGCAGUGCAGCGACCAGGCAGGCGCCUGGCGGACCGCGCGGUGCGCUGCCGAGCAGCAGCAGCAUCGGUCGCAGCAGGACAGAUGCGAAUGAUCCUGGUGGCGUAGCGGCGUUGAACGUCAAAGCCAAGGAUCUGAAGCUCUCUGCUGCGCUGCCGACGGACGAGCGCAAGGCACGCAACCCCGCUGACGCGGAUGGAUCGGGUGCCAAGGCCGGCGCUGCAGGCGCGGUGAAGGCUACGCGCCAAGCGCCAGCUGCGCCUGCCGGUGCAGACAAGCAGGCCGCGCCGGCCGUCAAGCCGCUGCAGACAGCCAAGAAGGCCGAACCGGCGCCGUCGGCCGCUGCUGCGUCGUCCAAGGCUGCUGCCAAGGAGAGCGACCGGCGGAUCAGUACAAUGACCGAGGCGCAGAUCAUGGACAAGCUGCGCAGUGUCGUUUCGCCCGACGAUCCGAACCAGCUGUACAGCAAGAUCAAAAAGGUCGGCCAGGGCGCAUCUGGGUCUGUGUAUGUCGCCAAGACGCUUGCGACGGGCCAGCGCGUCGCGAUCAAGACGAUGGACUUGUCGCAGCAGCCGCGCAAGGAGCUCAUCGUCAAUGAGAUCCUCGUCAUGAAGGAGAGCCAGCACCCGAACAUUGUCAACUUCCUCGAGUCAUACCUCGUCAAGAACAACGAGCUGUGGGUCAUCAUGGAGUACAUGGAAGGCGGAGCUUUGACGGAUGUCAUCGACAAUAACACGCUCGAAGAGGACCAGAUCGCUGCUAUUUGCUUCGAGACCUGCAAAGGCUUGGAACACCUUCAUGCCCAAAGCAUCAUCCACAGGGACAUCAAGAGUGACAACGUCCUCCUGAACGCGCAGGGCCAAGUCAAGAUCACCGACUUUGGCUUCUGUGCCAAGCUUACGGACCAGAAGAGCAAGCGUGCCACGAUGGUUGGUACCCCGUACUGGAUGGCACCAGAGGUGGUCAAGCAGAAAGAGUAUGGCGCCAAGGUGGACAUUUGGUCGCUCGGCAUCAUGGCGAUCGAGAUGAUCGAAAACGAGCCGCCAUAUCUGGAUGAGGAACCGCUCAAGGCGCUGUACCUCAUCGCCACCAAUGGCACGCCGACGCUCAAGAAGCCGGAACGCCUCAGCAAGGAACUGAAAGGUUUCCUGGCCGUCUGCUUGUGCGCCGACGUCAAAUCUCGCGCGACUGCCGACGAGCUUCUCCAGCAUGAAUUCCUCAAGAAGUCAUGCGCGCUUUCGAGUCUCGCGCCGUUGCUGCGCUUCCGCAACCGCGAGAGAUCAUGAGGACUCUGAUCACACAGAGCAUCGAAAGGAUGCAAUGACAGCAGCACCAGCACCAACACCGCCUAAACCCCAUGCGAACGGGAUACCUCAUCACCUAUCUAUCAAUCUCUGCCGUCGGAUCUCAUCAACUCUCCACCAAUCCUCCACUUCACUCUUCCUUACACUGUCCUCCCUGCUUCGAAUCUCACGAUAUUACCACAAGCAAGGAGGACAUUCCUCCAAAAGUGACAUUACGAACAUAUUUCAAGCGGUGUAGGCACGCGACGUUCCUCUUCCAUGAUGUGUUCCAUCCCCCCUUUGUAUUUUUGUUGCUAUCAUGCGGCCAACGAUGUUCGAGGGAAUAGUCACAUCAAAAGUACGCCAUGCACGCUGGGAAUCUUCUUUUG
This is a messenger RNA of Tilletiaria anomala UBC 951, 3500 nucleotides long. Its product is annotated as Pkinase-domain-containing protein. The transcript is spliced from 5 exons. Gene Ontology annotation, cellular component: cytoplasm. Gene Ontology annotation, molecular function: protein serine/threonine kinase activity; ATP binding. The record is from RefSeq and is a predicted model, not a curated record. Bases 154 to 3114 code for a protein of 986 amino acids. Gene Ontology annotation, biological process: protein phosphorylation; regulation of MAPK cascade; intracellular signal transduction. NCBI's taxonomy places the organism in Eukaryota, Fungi, Basidiomycota, Exobasidiomycetes, Georgefischeriales, Tilletiariaceae.